UGCACACUUUUCAAUCGAGCUCCCCCAUGUUACGAGCACCGGGUCGCAACAUGUCACGACUCGCGGUCCUACAUCGUCUCGGCACCUGGUUUCGGACCAAGCAUAGAGCUCUGAAAUCAAGCGCUAUUGAGCAGCCUUCAAUUGACCCAACUGUCCCGGCGGACCAAGCCAGGAAGUCGCGGCUUGACAUUCCGCCUACCGUCGAUACCCCCAUGACUCGCUCGAUCAUGCACAAGCGGGAUGACCCUGAAACCGCUUCCACCAGCCCGACCCUCAUCAACUCUCUACCUCUGAUCAAGGCUGUUUCUCAUGGAGUCGAGGAAGCUGUGGACAAAGAAAAGGCUAUGCAAGAGAUCGAGGCCGAGCGGGGUGAAUAUCCAGGCGACGAAGGGGAUGGGGGGGAGAAGGAGCCGGACGUAUACGAUAGGUUUCCAAAGAGUAAGAAGAGGAUAAUCUUGUUCAUCGUUUCCUACGCUGCAUUCCUCGGUCCCGUAACCUCAUCAUGCUUCAUGCCUUCCAUACCUCAAAUCGCCUCCGAUCUCUCCACGUCCGAGGUCGUGAUAGGUUACACCGUCGCCAUCUUCAUCUUCACCAUCGGUGCCGCUCCAUUGGUCUGGUCCACCCUGAGCGGGUUUUACGGCCGAAGGGUGAUUUACCUUUGGAGCAUCCCUAUCUACGUUGCGAGUAGCAUCGGGGUGGCGAGGUGUAACUCGGUAGGGGCUUUGAUCGGGACAAGAGUGUUGCAAGCGAUAGGCUCCUCCGCGGUCCUAGCAGUAGGGUCGGGCAGUAUCGGGGACAUCUACCGCCCCAUCGAGAGAGCGAGAGCCAUGUCCGGUUUCUACGCUGGAGUCGUGUUAGGCCCGGCUCUUUCGCCGAUCAUCGCCGGACUGUUCCAAGAGUAUACAGCUCAAACAUGGCGUUCCAUGCAGUACUGCCUGACUGGCUUCGGAGCCCUCGCACUCGUUCUCAUCUAUUUUUUCCUUCCCGAGACUUGGCAUGGCGAGACCCCGCAUGCCAAGGCUUGCAGAGAAAAGGGGAAGAAGUUUAUCAUACAUCGCUUCAAUCCAUUGAGCAGUGUCGCGCUACUGAGAUGGCCGAAUGUGGCUUGUAUUUCUUUCAACUCGUCGGCGGUCAUGAUCUGUACAUACGCGGUGAUGGUACCUCUGAGUACAAUCUUUAAACGAAGGUAUCGACUCGACAACGCCGCCAUCCUAGGUGCACUCUAUUUAGCACCCGGUAUGGGCAACCUCGUCGGAUCCCGAAUCGCGGGAAUCCACGCCGACCACACGGUCAGGAAAUGGCUGGACAAGCGGGGGUUCCGUCGACCGGAAGAUCGCCUGUAUGCGACGCUUCUGGGCGCGCUGUUUGUCAUGCCCGCUAGUUUACUCAUCGCUGGAUGGUUGAUCCAAACGGGUGCUGGGGGUAUGGGACCCCCUUUGGUUUUCUUGUUCUUCAAUGGAGUCGGUUUAAUGCAGGUUUUGACACCAUCGAACGUCUACCUCGUCGAUGCUAGCCAGACGAGGAGCGCGGAAGCCAUUGCGAUCAAUAAUUUCGUAAGGUAUACGUUUGCAGCGGGGGCAUCAGCAGGAGCGUUGCCCUGCAUCAACGCGAUCGGUACCGGAUGGACGAAUACGAUAGCCGCUAUAAUAGGAUACAUAGGAGCCGGACUCAUCUUGCUGACCCUGCGCUAUGGGGACAAUUGGCGCCAGUCCGCGAACGAGAGGUACGGGAUAACAUACAAGGAGGCUGAUGAGUGUCAAAAGGCAUCGGAAGAGAACAAAUAAGGCGCUGUACGAUUCUCGGUUGGAAAGGGGGUGUAAUAACAUGGACUGUAUCCAUAAAUUCGACUCCUAGUGUUUGAAAU
This is a messenger RNA of Filobasidium floriforme, 1864 nucleotides long. RefSeq names its product major facilitator superfamily domain-containing protein. The record is from RefSeq and is a predicted model, not a curated record. The coding region runs from base 27 to 1784 and encodes 585 amino acids. Gene Ontology annotation, biological process: transmembrane transport. The transcript has 10 exons. Gene Ontology annotation, molecular function: transmembrane transporter activity. NCBI's taxonomy places the organism in Eukaryota, Fungi, Basidiomycota, Tremellomycetes, Filobasidiales, Filobasidiaceae.